Pelobates cultripes (western spadefoot toad) is the source of this 10190-nucleotide messenger RNA. Lineage: Eukaryota; Metazoa; Chordata; Amphibia; Anura; Pelobatidae. The record is from the annotation of a GenBank genome assembly.
CUGAACUGAGAGCUUGUGGGGCUCACUGUACGGAAUCUCCUGCAAGAUGGCGGCGCCCAGUGUAGGUCAAACCCCAGGCAAGAUGGCGGCGCCCAGUAAGGCAUGGGGAAGAUGGCCGCCUGCAGGCUGGAGCAAGGGGAGGAUGCCUUCAGAAAGAUAUUCCGUCUGUAUAAACGGAGGAACCCCCCACCUGACCUCAGUGGGGUAGUAGAGUUUACCAGAGGACAUCCUGGAGUGAGUUAAUCUGAAUGUUACUGCUCUGGGAUGGAAGAGUCCUUAUUAACCAUAGUCACCUGUGCCUGCAGUCAGAAUUGCAGUGAGAAAUGCAAUCUUAGCAGACUAAUAGUAUAAUAUUAAUGUUUAUUAAUGAUAAUAACAAAGUGUUAUAAAUGCUCUGCUUGCUGGCUUCUUACCUUCCACAUGUCUGUUUUACCCUAAUUAUAGUGUCAAUUAUUUUUGGGUCAAACUCUAGAGAUGGUAAAAAUGCCAACAUUGGCAGCCAUGGUUAAAAAGUAAACACAACCACCAUUAAAAAAAUAAUAAUAAUAAUUCUCGUUAUAAUUAACUAUUAUUACCAAUGUUCAGGGCAGCUAUAUAAUUCUAUGGUAUAAGCAUGUCUGCUAUAUACAAAAAAAAUGUGCAUUUAUACUGUAUGCCAUGACUUUGGACACUUGUUUUUCACUAUGCCGGUUUGCUUUGCUGUUGUGGCAGCAAAAAAAAAAUCAUAUACACAAAACACACGAACUUUACAUAAUGUGUUUUCAGGACCUACUUAAAAGAAUUACAGAAUGGAAUGCCCAAACAGGGCAGUAAAAUGUUUUAAUCAGUGUAGGAUCAUACCAGGUUAAUGUCUGUUUAAAUGUUACAUUUAAGGCCAAAGUGAACACAUUGGAUUAUGGAAAUUCGAAUUCAAAAGGACUAUUUUGACCUAAUUUUGCAUUCCCUUAUCAGUUCUGUUUCAAAGAAUAACCCUAAUCCGAAUUAAAGGGGCACUAUAUUUACCAAAACAACUUUAGCUUAAAGGGACACUAUAUGCACCCCGAUCACUUCAGCUUAUUGAAGUGGUCUGGGUGCAGUGCCCCUGCCAGUUUAACCCUGCAAAUGUAUUUACUGCAGUUAUUGAGAAAUUGCAAUAAUUACCUGGCAGGGUUAACUCCACAUCUAGUGGCUUUCUUCCAGACAGCCCCCAGAAAUGCUUUUGAGUCAUUGGGUGACUUUUGGUCGCCUAACUGAUGCUGGACGCUCUCAUGCUUUGCACAAGGACAUCCAGUAUCAUCUAAAACCCCAUAUGAAAGCAUUGAUUCAACUUUUAAAGUAUGUAACAUCGGAUUGAAAAUUAAACUAUUUUGCCACGGCCAUGAGAGUUGUGGCUAGGACUGCAUAGACAAAGUGAUUUAACUUCUAAAUGGCAGAGAAUUGAGCAGUAAGACAGCAGGGGCAUGUGCUAUACACGAAAACAGCUUCAUUAAGCUAAAGUUGUUUUGGUGACUAUAGUGUUGCUAUAACAUAAGUAUGUGUUGUGCUUUUGUUGAUUACAUCUUUAAAAAGGGAUUGUUGCACCAUGGAGGAAUGACAUUUAUUUAGUCUGUUUGAUUUUAUUGUGAUACAUUUCUUUCACUUCCACAGGUAAAGCCCAAAGAGCUGACUAUUGGUGCUCUCAGUGACCAGGAUGCAUGCAGAGCUGGUUUACAACCUUUGGACCAGUGGAAGGUUUAUGGCCUUGAAGGUUACCCAGGUACAGUAAUUAAUACUAUACAGACUCAAUAGAAUUCAUAUAUUCCAAGACACACUGUGCUUUAAACAUGUGUUUAAAUUCACCUUUUUCUCACGUCGCACUGGUCUCGCCGUGGCUGGCAUCUCAAUGGGGAACAUUCAGCACCUCCAUGCAGAGUGUGGGGACGCUGAACGCGUGCAACAUUGGUUUAAGAAGUACCUCUAGUGGCUGUAUGAGUGACUGCCAAUAGAAUUGUUACUAGAUCCCCAUGUAAACACUGCCUUUUCUCUGACAAGCCUUUACUUUGAAAAGCCUGCUGGGACAGGAUCUAGACACCAGAACCACUACAUUAAGCUGUACUGGUUUUGUCCCUUUCAGUGAUUUUGAAGCGAUCAUGGCACCUAGAGUCUGUAUGUACAGUGUUUCACUAUGAAACGCUGCACAUGCAAAGAUUAACCCAUCUUCUGUCAGAUGUGUAACUCCACCUAUAGCAGCAUCACUAGGGUGUGAUUAGCUAGUCCAGAACGUUGACUAAUGUCAAAUAUGUGCAUAUUCCUAUGCACAGAUUUGCCAUUAUUGGCUGAGUGAGGUAAGCUGUACUAAAGCUGGAUGUACGUCACAGCCAGCCUUAGAGGGACACAUUACUGCCCAAAUACAAAACACAACCCUCCCCCUAAAAAUGAUUAUUUAGUAAAUACACCCCCAAUGAAAAUACAUCUGCAUUUUUCUGUUGGGGUUAUCUAUAAACAGCUUGCAAAAGCUGCAGAUCUCUUAUCUGCAGCUGUUGCAAGACCUCACCUUUUUCCCCAGCCGAGAGUUUCUGUGACUGUUAUUUUACAGACCAAUGUAGCUGAACAAGAAGUCUUUGCAAAACAGGUGUUCUGAACAAUUACCUGCCUCUUGAUUUCAUAUAAAUAACCAUUAAGUAACUGUACUGGUUGUCUGAUUGACAUCCAGGUGGAUAUAACAAGGUUAAUUUAAAACACUUCACAGUUAUAUUAAAAUCUGCGCUUUUUGUUAAAUCAAAAAACAAGAGAACAAACUCUUCUCUAAUGUAAAGAGUGCCUUUUAAGCAAGUUAAAGUGCUUUAGGGGUCUGGAGUGACCCUGUAAAAGAGAUCAGUUAUCUGGAGCAACAGGUUCCAAAACUGUUUCAUCCAUUACCUAGAAAUGGGGCCAGUUUACUCUUGGCUCCCGCUGUAGUGGUUAUAAUGUUUGCAGUAACCCUUCAAAAGAUGGAAACCAAGGAGAUAUAUAUAUAUAUAUAUAUAUAUAUAUAUAUAUAUAUAUAUAACAUCAUUUCUAUUAAAAAGAAGAUGUGUAUAAUAUUUCUCGCUCUAACAAUGAAGGUUACUAUGAAACCAAUAAUUCUACAGAGCUGAAAAUGUACUAUAAAUUUAAUGUACAAAUGACUAGUAACGGAGCUGAACUCUCAGAAUAGUGUCCAGCCAAGAAGGAAAAGAUGAAAUAAUAAAAGCCUAAAGCAUUGCUGUUACUAAUAAGUAUUGGUAAAAUAUAAAUUAUGGCUGUCCCUAAAAUGCAUUUGUGGGUACCUGCCACUAAACUAGUUAUCAUCACCAUACAGACUACUAACUACACCUCCAGACUAAGUGUCCCUACUGAUCAUACAGAAAAACCGAGAUCUAAGUAAACAAAGAAGGCAAAAACAAGCGGCCAUUCACAAGGUAAAAUAUAUUGGCUAUAUUUGCAAAGUAAGGUCAAGCCAGCUAACAAGCCCUAUUCUAUAGCCUUCUAUCGAGAUGUCACUUUGUCAGUGGAGCUAAUGUAAAAAUGGUUAAACACUGAACAGUGGGGCAGUGCCAGGGGUCUCCAAGUAAGUACCUAAAGUGUAUCUUCAAUAGUGUUUUUAUGGUGUUGCUUGUGGUCAUACUUGCAGUUUCACAUUGUAUCUCGUACACAUUCCUCUACCGCUUGCUGAUUUUGCAGCUGUCAACUUUAUGGUCACAUGGAUUUUAGACUGGUUAACUGCCUCAAAAGUAGUAAUGAAUGUUUGGAGUAAUCCUUUAAGUUUUGCGCACCAUCAAAAAUCUCUUUAGAAGUGGUCAGAAGCAUAUCUGUUUUACCUAGCAUUCAGAUACUACAUACCUCUCUUUGUUUUCCAGGAUUUCUUUUUGUAUCAAAUCCCUUCCUGCCUGGUUGGCAGCAUCGCUGGGUGAGACAGUGUCUAAAGGUUUAUCCACAGAAACCAAAUGUAUGCAACCUAGAUCUUCAUAUGAGAGCCGAGCAGACCGCCAACAUAUGGGAGAGUAGCAAGGAGCAGCUCAGGUGAGCAAUUAACUUAGAAUGGCAAGAACCACUAUCUAUCUCUGGAUUUCAAUAGCCCUGUUUUGUAUGAGCUCGUACCAUCAAUGGAACAUUUGUAAGGAAAAAAGAAGGAACGUAUUGGAGCGGAUCAGACAGACAGAAGUUAUUAUGGAGUAAGCAUGUCUCUCGUCUUCCAAAAUGUUGGUGGUUAUAAGCUGUUCCUAUUCUUAUCAACUCAUUAACUAACUAUACUCUUAGUGUCUGUGUUAUUGUUUGUGUAUGUUUUUAUUUCCCCACUGUCCCUUAAUGCUCCAACACUGCUAGGAGUGUAGAGGUGGAAGCAUCUUACUCUGAAGGGAUCUUUCAAGAAAUUUAAAAGAGACAUUAAAGAACACUUCAAGCACCAUAAACACUAUAGUCCAGUGGUUCCCAAACCAGUCCUCAGGUUCCUCUUUACCAAUCCAGCAUUUCGGUAUUAUUUAGUUUUGUCUAAAGUGUUUGGUGACUGGUACGGGGAACGUGAAAUGGUUUAGAAACCACUGCUAUAGUCUGUUGCAGUGAAUUUGUGUUGCUUGGAAGCAGUACCUGCAAAAGAAUAUUUUCAAUAUCUUGUUAUUUCGCUACAUCUGCAGUGUCCAGCUCCCUUCCCAUUGAUGUUAGUUGGAAAAUAUCACUGUUUGCAAAAUGUUUCUCUGUAAGAGACACUCCAAUCCUUCAUGCCACAUUGUUAACUUACUCUGUUUUAAACUUUUAUUUUUUCUUUGCAUAAUGUAGAUUGCAUUACCAGUGGCACGUUACAAGUGUCACAACCUUGACUUAUCUAUUCAUAACCCUAUCCAAACAAUGUGUUUAGAAAUUAUUUGAAGUCUCUUACACAGCCAUCUAACCUCAAAUACACUUUCUAUUGGGACCACAUUACUCUGAUUCCUGCUUAAAGUAUCAUGUAGCCUCAGUGGGUGCAACACCCUUUGUAAUACAGUAUACAAUAUUUUCUCAUGAUAAUAGUGAUUUUAAAGGCACAUCGGCUUUACUGAACCACCAUCCACAGGCAAUGUAUACAUAAUUUACCAAAUAAACUUUUGAGAAACGUUAACUACUUGCCUUUACUCCAGUGCCACCUUCGCCACAGCUUUGCGAGUGUAAUACUGUUGUAACACCCAUAUAUGGUACAACCUUGCUACCACCUGUUUUCUGAUAGGUUUGGCUUAGCAUGUUGAACACCUCCCACACAGGGCAAAUCUUCCCCAUGACACUUGGCAUGUGAGCAGAGGAACAUCAGUCAUUCCAUUACUAUACUACUCUAGCACACACAUUUGUUCUAGUCUCCUUAGUUAGGCUUUUACGUAUUAGGUUAUAUAGACCUCUGGCUCUGUGUCAUGGAGGUCUAAGCAGAGGAUUGAGUGACAGGAAGAGAAGUAGAAACUGCCUAUGACAGCUCGCCUGUAUACCCCCAGCAAGUGUUUCUCACACUUUCAGGUGGAGUGUAGGAUUAUUAUUAUUAUUAUUGCCAUUUAUAUAGCGCCAACAGAUUCCGUAGCGCUUUACAAUAUUAUGUUAGGAUGUUCUGACGGCGGUGUGGUGUCAAUGAAGCCAGCUGUUGACAUUAUUAAUCCACACAAAUAGAAAAAUGAGGGGAGCGCAAACAAUUGCAAAUGUGCACACCAAGUUCUACAAAAAGAUUUAUUUACAUGGACAUAACGUACAAACUUUUCGGGAUAUCCCCUUUAUCAAAAGGUACGUUUGUACCUUAUGUCCUUGUUAAUAAAUCUUUUUGUAGCACUUGGUGUGCACAUUUGCAAUUGUUUGCGCUGCCCUCAUUUUUUCUAUGUUUGUGGAUUACUUUACCCUGGGUGUAGCUGUAGAGGGAGGUGUCGGCAGCACAAUAGGAAAAGUUUGUAUUUCGAUUUUCUCUGGGUUCUUGCAGUAACGCUUACCUCAGCUAUAUACUGGUCAUAACUGUAUUGGCAUUAUUAAGAUGGUUUGCCCUGCAUGUCAAAUAGUCCAAAAGGAGGGCGUAGAGCAGCAGAACAGGGGCAGCAAAAGAUGGUGGUUUUUAGUCUAAAAUUCAUAGACCUCCCAAAUAUAUCUCUAUUUCAUACAUAUUUAUCAAAUAUAUCAGUUUAAUUUUUCACUUAAGAUAAAUUAUAACAUUAUUACUUUAAUGAACAUGCCAAGCACCAACCAUUACAGCCCACUGUUUUUUGAUUUGUUUAAGCGCUGUGUACACUAAACCUGACAUGACAGGUUCACUUUAAACAUUAGUGUUAUAUCUUCUAACUGUUUUGUCCAUCCAGAGAGAGAGCCUCUCAUCGCAGAAGCCAGAAGAGCCUGUUGGAGAAGCUGCGCUGGGUUACCCUUGGCUAUCACUAUAACUGGGACACUAAGGUACCCAAUCCAUUACCAUUUCAGCUGCGUUAACCUCUCAGUAGUACAUUGUCGGACCAUUUUUUUGGUCUCUUAUGGAUUUAUUUACUAAAGUGAGAAUUUAAAGUGAAUUUUGCAUUUAAGGUUAAAAUAGCAGAACUGGAAACAUUCUCUAAUUCAGCUUUGCUUAAGGUUUGGCUACUCUGGCCUUAAAUGUAACAUUCACUUUGAAUUUUCACUUUAGUGAAUAAUCCUGUUAGUCUCUCAGCUUGCAAUGGUCAUUCAUUAUUGAUUACUUUCUCUCUGUAGAAGUACUCAGUCGACCAUCACUCCACCUUCCCCCCAGACUUAGCUGAGCUUUCACGCUGUGUCUCCCGAGCUUGUGGUUUCUCCAAGUUUCAACCAGAGGCAGGGAUCCUCAAUUACUAUCACAUGGACUCAUCUCUUGGAAUUCACGUGGAUGAGUCCGAGCUGGACCAGCACAGUCCCCUCCUCUCUUUCUGGUAAGUCGGUGACUCUGACAUCAUCCUGGCAGAGCCCCAUAGAAUUUCACAUUGCUUUUCAAAUUGCAGGGAUACGUGUAAAAUAUUCCUCAUUCUCAAACGUUUUUUUUUAUCAAAUAAAGCAAUAACUAUUUUAUUUUCUAUAUUUAAAUGGUCACAGUAUGUACAUUUACAGACAUAGAUGCUGCUAUCUUAGCUAUGCACUGCCUGCUGGACACUACUGCGUACAAUUCAAAGGAACAGUACAAGUACAAUUUUACCUGCUUUGUAUUCUUUAAGCAUUGUCACAUGUACUUUUACCAGAAAGUGGCUGCAUUCUCUCCGAUUUGCAAAUGACAUCAGUAGGUAAAGCACUGCGUGUGAUUUUGUAUACAUGCACUGCUUCUUAGUAGAAACAAUACGAGCCAGCCAUGCAGUAUAUAUGUUAGGGCCUUCAUUCACUUUUACAAAUGGCAUUGUGACGGUUCUGCACAGACUUCCGAUCACUGUGCAUCAGAGAGUAUGCAGUCCUGCUCUCACCACAUGUUUUCUAAAUCAAUUAAAAGAAAAUUAUUUUACAUAUUUGCUUGUAUGCACUCAUCUAAUCGUCUUCAGUCUUCCUUUCAUGCAUUCAUUUAUUAUUUCUUAUUUAGAUUAUUUAAAAAAAAAAUCUUUUUGUGUUUGCCCAUAUUUAGAAGUAUUGCGCAUAAUCUGGUAGUCCUAAACUAACACCAGGUGGCAGCAAAUGUGCAUUUUUUAUUUCUUUUCUUGAACAUUUCUGCUAAUUGAAAAUCUCAAGCUGCAUUUUGUCAUAUCAGCUUGAUCUACGAUAUCAUGACAAUCCAUCCAGCUGUGGACUGGUUCUUGUCUAAAGGCGGUGUAUGUAGGCAAACUUAGUGCACAAUGAAAUCAUUGCGUAUGACCUAAUAGAUUGAGUGUGCUAUUAUUUGUUUUGUAUUAUAGAAUGAAUGAGAACCUUUUGACUGUUUCACUGAGCACUUGAUAUUUUCUUGUAUUAAUUCAAUCUCCUUUUCAUAAAGUUAUGUUUUUGACCUUCAGUUGUCCUUUAGAUAUACUUUGCCUCCCGUCUUUACACUGGUGCUGUUUCCAUAUACUCUAUCACCUCAUGCAAUAAUCUAGCCUUUCUUGGUUUCCUGCCUUGCAGCUUUGGACAGUCCUGUAUAUAUUUGCUGGGAGGUUUGAGCAGGGAGCUGGCUCCCACUCCAAUGAUGAUGCACAGCGGUGAUAUCAUGAUAAUGGCAGGUCCUAGCCGACUAUUAUACCACGCUGUGCCAAGGAUACUUCCCCAUCCAGGAGGUGGCCUCUUACCUCCAGGUCUAACUGUGCCACCAUCUGACAAUACUCCUCCUGCUCUCACUGAGCCAUGUUCCUCCCAAGACUGGGAAGUAUGUGCACAAUAUUUACAUGACUCCCGUAUUAACAUGACGGUCAGGCAGGUACUGGAGGAUGGCUGCAGCUUUCCAGUAGGGGAGGACAUGAGGCGUGAACAGACCCAUGCAAACGAAGAAGACUCUUAUCACCAGAAUGCACCAGAAACACCGGCACAGGAAGGUGAGGGACAGCACCUACUCACCAAACGCAUUAAGACCACGUAGACCUGGAAAUGCUAGAAAAAAUGUAGUACAUAAAGAAGAAUUAUUUAAGCUGGGAUUAAAUUGAAUUGUUAUUCUACCAAACCUCUUUCUUUAGUGCAAUGAAAUGCAAUAAGCACUUGGAGUGCAGUAGACAGAUGUAUUUUUGGUUUUAUAUAUAUCGCAAACAAGUUUAUUUGAAAGCUCAUAAACACAUUACAUUGAUUUUAUAAAGGUCUCAUUGAGAUAUCCUGGUUCCUUCACCAUGUCACCAUGUCAAGGGUGAUCAGAGCCAUACAAAUUCCUUGCAUUUGAAAGAAAACUAUGCUUUGUUUAACCUGUAGUUUCCAAAACUACCUUCCUGUUAACCCCUUAAGGACCAAACUUCUGGAAUAAAAGGGAAUCAUGACAUGUCACACAUGUCAUGUGUCCUUAAGGGGUUAAACACCUGGAAAAUCUCUACAGCUUCAGAAGAGCUACCAUUGUUUUCUGCCUAUAUAUGACUUUUUACAAUCUGGCUAAGUCCACAUCUCCUUUGUCCUCUCUGUUUUGAAAGGCACCAUGUUUUGUAUUUUUGAGCAGUAUGUUUGGACUGAUAAACUCUGCAGAAUGAUAAUUUUACAGAGCAGUAUCUCAGUCUCCGUUUAAUUGUCGAUGUGACGAAUAUCUGUCCCCCCCACAUACAAUUAUUAUUAAAGGACCACUGUACUGCCAGGAAAACAAACUCAUUUUCCUGGCACUAUAGGGUCUUUAGGUCCCCCCCACCCUCAGAGUCCCACUCCCGCCGGGCUGAAGGAGGAGGAAGGGGUUAAUCACUUACCUUUCUCCAGCGCCGGGCUCCCUCGGCGCUGGGGAAAUCACCUCCCUUUUCCGACAUCAGCGUUGAAUGCUCAUGCACGGCAAGAGCCGCACGCGCAUUCAGUCAGUCCAUAGGAAAGCAUUUCUCAAUGUUUUCCUAUGGAUGUCAGCGUCUUCUCACUGUGCUUUUCACAGUGAGAAUCGCGGAAGCGCCUCUAGCGGCUGUCAAUGAGUCAGCCACUAGAGGCUGGAUUAACCCUAAUGUAAACAUAGCAGUUUCUCUGAAAUAGCUAUGUUUACAGCUGCAGGGUUAACCCUAGAUGGACCUGGAUUUUUUUUUUUUUUUUAACCCUAGAUGGACCUGGCACUCAGACUACUUCAUUGAGCUGAAGUGGUCUGGGUGCCUACAGUGAUCCUUUAAAAUGGGGAAAAGUUGUGCAGGACAGUGUUUUUCUGGGUAGAGCAAAUAAUGCAGUGGAGGUGGUUCAAUAUACAAAACCUACCUGUUACCAAAUCUAAAGUGGCACAAAAUUGGAAAAGAGGAACAGAGCGAAAUUUGGAGUAUAAUUGUAAAUGAUAAACAUUGAAUAUUUGUCCUAGUAAAAUAAAUUUUUAGAAAUGUUAAAUGAAGGCUAGGUACUUCUGUCAGGACCUGCCAAAAAUGGUGUACAUCAGCAUUGUGACAGACCUAUGCAAUGUAUGAUCAUAUACUUUACCUAAAUUCUCUUUAUUUCAUCUGUCAAAUUUUUGUUUGUCCGAAGUCAGGUGUUUUCUAAAAACAUCAGAUAUAAGUAACAAGUUUUAAUAAAAUAAAACAACAAAAAAAAACCCAUUAAAUUCUGUGAGCUUUGAUGCUGGUGUUUAUUGGGUGCACUGGACUCUGUUAUGUGUUUAUAUAUUUUUUUACGACUUGGAAAUACUAAGUGCCUGUGUCAUCUCUGUGAUUAUUAAAGUAACAGUGCUACUUCUAGAUACU